AAAAAGUGUCCAUCUUUAUCUUUAUCUUUAUUUGGAAAUAAAAUACACAUAUUAACAAAUUGUGAAUUAUUAUGACUUUUAAUUUAAUUUUGAAAUAUUUUUUAGUAUAUAUUCAACGUAGAGAUUAUUAGGGUUCUAAUAGCUCUCGUUACCCCUAAUCUGAUUUGUACUAGAUCGUUUCUUGUUUUUGUUUGAGUUGUUUCGAUCGUUAGUUUUCUCUUUUGGUUGUGUAUUUGAAGUUCUUUCUGGUCUGAGAGCUUAUUUCUGUUGCUUUUGGAGUUACCAACACAUUCGCAUAGCAAUCUAGUCCUUCUUCACCAGGAAAAUGGAAGAAGUGAGAAAUCAGCAGGUGAUCUUUAAGGAUUACGUUAAUGGCUUCCCCAAGGAAUCAGACAUGUCCGUUACAACUUCUGCCACCGUCCCCCUCCAGCUCCCUCAAGGUUCCAAUGGCGUCCUCGUCAAGAACCUUUAUCUCUCCUGCGAUCCUUACAUGCGUGGUCGAAUGACCAAAACUGAAGGCAGUUACGUUGCUUCCUUCACUCCUGGUGCGCCGAUAACAGGAUAUGGAGUAGCUAAAGUUGUGGAAUCUGGACAUUCAAGCUUGAAGAAAGGUGACCUAGUUUGGGGAUUCACUGGAUGGCAAGAAUACAGUAUUAUCACUGCUCCUGAAACCCUAUUCAAGAUUCAACAUACAGAUGUCCCUCUUUCAUAUUAUACAGGAAUCCUUGGUAUGCCUGGUAUGACUGCUUAUUAUGGUUUCUAUGAGAUUGGUGCUCCAAAGAAAGGAGAGUAUGUCUUUGUUUCUGCAGCUUCAGGGGCAGUCGGUCAGCUUGUAGGGCAGUUUGCAAAGCUGACCGGAUGCUAUGUUGUUGGGACAGCUGGAACCAAAGAAAAGGUUGAGCUGCUAAAGACCAAAUUUGGAUUUGAUGAGGCUUUUAACUACAAGGAAGAGCCAAAUCUUGAUGCAGCUCUCAAAAGGUACUUUCCAGAAGGAAUCGAUAUAUACUUUGAGAAUGUUGGUGGGAAAAUGUUGGAGGCAGUGCUUUUAAACAUGAGAGUAAAUGGAAGGAUUUCGGUUUGUGGAAUGAUCUCACAAUACAACUUAAAUCAAGAAGAGGGUGUGAGGAAUUUGUCAUGCAUAAUAAUGAAAAGACUUCUUGUGAAGGGGUUUAUUGUAACUGAUCACUAUAAUUUGUAUCCAAAGUAUAUUGAAAUGGUUAUACCAUUGAUAAAAGAAGGGAAGAUAUGUUACAUUGAAGAUGUUGUAGAGGGGCUUGAGAGUGCACCUAAGGCUUUGGUUGGGAUUUUUUCGGGGAAAAAUGUUGGGAAGCAAGUUGUGGUUGUGGCACGUGAAUGAGUCGAGUUAAUGUCUUUUAUUGUUAUGAAUAAUAAGAAAUUGUGUGUAUCUUGUAUGUUUGUUCUAACAAUAAGAUGUGAAAAUUUUAUGAAUAAUAAGAAAAUUGUGUGUGUGUGUUUUGUA
Molecule: messenger RNA, 1480 nt
Organism: Lactuca sativa (garden lettuce)
Lineage: Eukaryota; Viridiplantae; Streptophyta; Magnoliopsida; Asterales; Asteraceae
Product: 2-alkenal reductase (NADP(+)-dependent)
Molecular function (GO): 2-alkenal reductase [NAD(P)H] activity
Source: RefSeq, a predicted model, not a curated record